AUAAUGGAACUCUCUUGAAAGGGUCUAUAGCAGUAGAGAAUGACGCAGAACAAAGAGCAACCUCUUAAGCAUGUAGUAAAAAAUAACUUUUCAGUCAGUUCCACUGAUUAUUUUAACAUUGUUUUGAUUUUGUGUUUUAGGAAGGAAUACUGGAUUAUGGAUCCUUCCACAGACUUGUACUACCGCUGGCUAACAAUAGUUGCUGUUCCAGCAUUUUACAAUUUGAUGUUGCUCAUCACAAGGGCUUGCUUUAAUGAACUACAACAACGCAAUACCUACCUUUGGAUUGCUCUUGACUACACAGCAGAUGCGAUCUACUACAUGGACACUUUUGUGAGAUCAAGGACAGGUUUCUUGGAACAAGGCCUGUUAGUGAAAGAUAUAGCAAAGCUAAAAGAACACUACAAAGGAACACCACAGUUCAAAUACGACAUGAUAUCAAUGCUCCCAACUGACGUACUUAUGAUUUACAUGGGCUAUGACAAUCCUGAGGUUCGUUUCAACCGUCUGUUCAAAAUGGCAAGGCUCUUUGAGUUUUUUGACCGGACUGAGACCAGAACCAACUAUCCUAACAUUUUCCGUAUCAGUAACCUUGUGUUGUACAUCUUGAUCAUCAUACACUGGAACGCCUGCAUUUUUUACGCCAUCUCCAAAAUCCUCGGCUUCGGCUCAGACACUUGGGUCUACCCCAACAUCAGCCACCCUGAGUAUGGCCGACUUGCCAGAAAGUACAUCUACUGUCUCUACUGGUCCACCCUCACCCUUACCACAAUUGGAGAGACGCCACCGCCUGUGAGGGAUAUCGAGUACCUCUUUGUUGUUGCUGACUUCCUGAUCGGUGUGCUGAUCUUCGCCACCAUUGUCGGUAAUGUCGGUGCCAUGAUUUCCAACAUGAAUGCUUCCCGCGCCGAGUUCCAGGCAAAGAUCGACUCCAUCAAGCAGUACAUGCAGUUCCGUAAAGUCACCAAAGACCUGGAGGCCCGGGUGGUCAAGUGGUUUGACUACCUCUGGACAGAGAAGAAGACCUGUGAUGAGAAGGAGGUGCUCAAGAACCUUCCUGACAAGCUGAAGGCCGAGAUCGCCAUUAACGUACACAUGGACACCCUCCGUAAAGUGCGCAUCUUCCAGGACUGUGAGGUUGGUCUGCUCAUCGAGUUGGUGCUAAAGCUUCAACCACAGGUGUUCAGCCCUGGUGACUACAUCUGUAAGAAAGGAGAUAUUGGACGUGAGAUGUACAUCAUCAAGGAGGGCAAGCUGGCUGUGGUGGCAGACGAUGGGGUGACACAGUUUGUUGUGUUGAGUGAUGGGGCCUACUUUGGCGAGAUCAGUAUCCUCGGUAUCAAGGGCAGUAAAGCUGGCAACAGGCGAACGGCCAACAUCCGAAGCGUGGGCUACUCCGACCUCUUUGCCCUCUCCAAGGAUGACCUCAUGGAGGCACUCCUGGAGUACCCCGAAACCAAGAAGGCCAUCGCGGAGAAGGGGACAGCCAUCCUGAUGAAGGACAACCUGAUCGACUUGGAGGCGGCCAAUGCAGCCGGAGACCCCAAAGACAUGGAGGAGAAGAUCGACCAACUGGAGAACAAUCUGGAGGUCAUGACCGCCAAGCUGAAGAAGCUGAUGGUCGACUGGUCCGCCGGUCAGUGCAGACUCAAGCAGAGGAUCACCAACAUGGAGGCCAGGUGCAAAAAUCUGAGGGAGGAGGAUCUCUCAGAAGUUGUAGCAGACAAGAAGGAAGAAAAGAAAUAGACUUGCACAGUAUUACAAUAAUGCCUAUAUACCAUACUAUACCAAAAAAGGAUCAUAAGGGCAUUUAUUUUUUCUUUUUGAGUUAUUCACCUAAUAUAGCAGGGCUACCUUCCAAAUGAACUGUAUGUAUAAAAAAUAUACUAUGUAUUGAUACUCAUAGUGGAAAGGCUGUGAAGAACAGAAUGUGUGUGGAUUUUUCCUCUUCUUUUUAAACCAAGGACUGCAUAUGAGUUUAAUACAGCACUGGCAUGCUGUUUGUGAAUCAUUCAGAUUCACCAUACUUUGUUUGAGAGUAAAAACAAAACACCUGAUCUUCAGUGAUGUACUUGAUGCUUCGCAUCAGCAACAUUUGAAGUUCACCUGUCAGAAUGUGGUCCAUAAUCUGUUGUUUAUACUCUUGUAAAUGUACAUUUUCAAUGAAUAAAAGCUGCUUUGACAGUUGAAAUACA
Molecule: messenger RNA, 2195 nt
Organism: Alosa alosa (allis shad)
Lineage: Eukaryota; Metazoa; Chordata; Actinopteri; Clupeiformes; Clupeidae
Product: cyclic nucleotide-gated channel cone photoreceptor subunit alpha-like
Exons: 3
Coding region: 40-1746 (568 amino acids)
Biological process (GO): monoatomic cation transmembrane transport
Cellular component (GO): plasma membrane; intracellular cyclic nucleotide activated cation channel complex
Molecular function (GO): cGMP binding; intracellularly cGMP-activated cation channel activity; intracellularly cAMP-activated cation channel activity
Source: RefSeq, a predicted model, not a curated record